AUGGAGACCGAAGUUGGCGAGAAUGAACUUCAACUCCGUAAACGUAUUGUGGAGAAUCAUGUUAAGGAAAGACACAACUGUAUUGUGUUAAAAAUUGACAGAAGGCAAAACGGAUUGUCUAACAUCAAUCCCUUCGCUUUCCAUUUUGAGCUCGACAAAGUUAAGUAUGAAGAACGAAAAAAGCAGUUGAAGCGCGAACGCAUUACUCAAUGGUUUUCUUGGAUUGCAGUCUACCAUCACAAAUUCGGAAUUCGGCAUAUCUUACUUGUGUUCAUGCUUUUCCUCUACGUGAUGCUGGGCGCAAGCAUAUUUUUAGCUAUCGAACAGCCUAACGAAAUCAAGGAAUUAGCGAUUACAGUGAAUCUGAUGGAUUCAAUUACUGAACAAGACGUUAACGCAGCUAUAAAUAUAUCUUUGUCUCUUAAUGGAACUGAUAGAGAAAACGCUAUGACAGAUCUAUUCAAACUCUAUUAUCGAAGCCUCUUACAAGCAGAGGGGAAAUUCCAUGGUAGUACUUGGCAUAAGGCAGAAAACAUAGAUUUGAGACGCACAUGGUCUUUCUCUAGUUCAGCUUUUUAUUGUAUCACACUAUUUUCAACCAUCGGCUACGGUACUUUGGCUUGUGAUACAACUGCUGGACAAAUAAUUACUAUCAUUUAUGCGAGUAUCGGUCUUCCAAUUAUGCUUGUCGUUCUCGGUGAUUUGGGUGAAUGGUUUCAAAAAGUUCUCACGAAAGCAUAUAUAAUAUGUUAUUUGCGCACAAGAAAAGCAUUUGGAAAAGAAGAUCUUAAUGAAGAGGUGAUAGAAGAUAUAUUUUUACCUAUGUGGUUAGCCAUUCCUCUUGUCGGACUGUACCUCUUUCUGACAACUUUUUUUAUUCAUCUAUUCGAUCAUGAUGAAGGGCAAUUACCAGGAAUUGGCGUUUGGGAUUCUUUCUACUUCACUUUUGUGAGUUUAACUACAAUAGGGUUAGGAGACAUCAUGCCUUAUAACAUACAAUAUUCUCCAAUUCUCGCUUGUGUUUUUCUUUUGGGCUUGGCUCUUGUCAGUAUCGUUAACACGAGUAUAUAUGCUCAGCUUUACGAUCUUUUCUUCAAAACAGUGAAUUGGGUUGAAGAAGCGUUAGAAAAAAUUCAUAGACAGAAACAUCAUGGAACUGGCUAUUAUGUCUUUCAAGAUAUGGGACCCUGCAUUCAACUCCUUGUCUGUUCAUUCCCUCAUAUUGAUGAUGAGGAAGAAAAGGUCGGAUCCCCAAUCCAAGCAAUAUUUGCUCCUUUCGACAUGUUCUUGAAGCACCAGAAACCUAAGAAAACACUGGUUCCUCAUAUAUUCCAAAAGAAAAAGAAGAGAGCAGAGGAAGGCAAAGAUCAAGUAAGAAAAACACGAGCUCCAACUCUGGGUGCUUUCGGAGGUGGUGAGAUAUCUACAGGUAAACAUCAGAGAAUUACCCGUCAUGCUUCUGAUUUAACGUCCCCAAAAGCAGGCAAGAAGACGAGAACGUUCUCAGCACUUGAUUCCAAAGAAAGAGCGUUAGGGUCACCCACAGAGAAUACUGUAUCUCAUUUGUUAAAACUAGCUAUCAAAGCUCCUACCGUGAUAGUAGUUGAUGAAACCGUCAGUCAUAAUAUGGAGAAAACCCUAUCAUCAACUACAAGUAGCCCCACUUCAUCAAAAAACGAUAGUUCAAUAGCAAAGCUAGUUGAACUAACAAUGGCUUCCCCAGUCGUGAAAGUGCACGAAGAAAAUGAACCAGAAUUUCCCUUGUCCUCACAGUUAGAAACUGAAAGCACCGAUUCUUUUGACGACGAGGAUACUUUUGAAAACAAUCCACCACCGUCAUUAUAA
Molecule: messenger RNA, 1845 nt
Organism: Auanema sp. JU1783
Lineage: Eukaryota; Metazoa; Nematoda; Chromadorea; Rhabditida; Rhabditidae
Source: the annotation of a GenBank genome assembly